Messenger RNA from Oncorhynchus keta (chum salmon), 7514 nucleotides. Its product is annotated as leucine-rich repeat and fibronectin type-III domain-containing protein 4-like. The coding region runs from base 773 to 3529 and encodes 918 amino acids. The record is from RefSeq and is a predicted model, not a curated record. Lineage: Eukaryota; Metazoa; Chordata; Actinopteri; Salmoniformes; Salmonidae. Gene Ontology annotation, molecular function: protein binding. The transcript is spliced from 3 exons.
CCUCUCCCAUCUCAGUAGCAGACACACUUUGCAGUCUCUCCCUCGCUCACACACACGCUUGCUGCAGCAGGAGGCACAAAUCCGACUGGUACAGCACCGGAUGGUGGAGGAAAUGAACGUCAAAACAAGCGAUUGAGUUGUGAAUAAGCACGGCAAACACAGAGGUGAAACAUGCGACCGUAAUAGGUUGUUGGCGUCUACAGUUAAUAACCUACUUUAACAGCCCUGUUCCUUUCACUGGGCUUGUCUGGACGACUAAAACUAAACAGGCAGCAUGACGGAAGGAACAAGGGAGUGAAAAGGAAUUGUUACCAUUCCCACACAGUGGGAAACUAGGAGGAGAAAGGGGGUUGGAGGUCAGGUGGUUAAAGCUGCUCUCCAACAGAGAUAAAAACAGACUUGGGGAUGUUCUAGAGCCGCACUGAUUCUGCGAAAGACAGAUGCGCAGCGAGAGGAAAGAGGGGUCUGAAUACCAACGACUGCAGAGUAAAGAGAAGAGACUGGAUACUGUCCUGGGAGAAGACUGAUGGCUGCAAUUAGUGAAUAGAUGGAGGAUAAACGCUACGAAGCACACUGAAAUGUUUCACACAUUUCAAAUAUUUUGUUAUCUAGGAAACAUAAGCUUGUCAUCUCUGAAAGCCUCUGGGCUCAUGCUUGAAAAACUACAUCUGAUUAUUUCGAUUCAUGCUCCAGUUACCAGAAGGAAUCAAUGGACUUGGCAUCCUGAACAGCAUAAGCAGCAAACUUCUGUCAAUGGAUAACCAGCUCAACAAUGCCUAAAUCCAAAUCACAAAUAUCACACCCAUACUCAGCUCCACCCCACUCAAAAUCCUCUCGGAGGCCCUCUCCAAAGCAACACUCUCUAAAAGGGGUCCACCCGGAAAUAAACCGGUUAUCUCCUAUUGAACUCAAGCCAAAAGUCACCAGCCCUUCCCUGAGACCCCCUGCCUGCUCUAUGACCCCACAGACUGUAGUCUUGCUGGCCGUGGUGACCUGCUCCUGUGUGUUCUCUGCUCUGCUGGGCCCGGGCGUGUCCGCUGGAGAGACCUGGGGCAUGGUCUCCAUCUGUCCCUUCCACUGUGUGUGCCGAAACCUCUCAGAGUCUCUGAGCACGCUCUGUGUCAACAAGGGCCUGCUGUUCGUCCCUCCUGACAUUGACCGGCGCACAGUGGAGCUCCGUCUGGCUGACAACUUCAUCCUGGAGGUGGGCAGAGUGGACUUCGCCAACAUGUCAGGCCUGGUAGAGCUAACUCUGUCCAGGAACACCAUCCAUGCCCUGAAACCUCUGGCCUUCGCUGACCUUCAGAGCUUGCGUUCACUUCACCUGGACACCAACCGGCUGACCGUGGUGGGGCCAAAAGACCUGUCAGGCCUAACUAACUUGCAGCACCUCAUCAUCAACAACAACCAGCUGACCAACGUCUCCACCGAGGCAUUUGAUGACUUCCUGCAGACGCUGGAGGAUCUGGACCUGUCCUACAACAACCUGAGGAAGGUCCCCUGGGAGGCCAUCCAGAACAUGGCCAGCCUGCACACCCUCAACCUGGACCACAACCUCCUGGACCACAUCGCCGAGGGCUCCUUCGGAGAACUGUACAAGCUGGCUCGUCUCGACAUGACGUCCAACCGGCUGCAGACUCUGCCCCCUGACCCCCUGUUCUCCCGCUCCCAGACAGGCAUGGUCAGCCCUACCCCCUACAACACUGUCAUUAGCCUGAGCUUCGGUGGGAACCCCCUGCACUGUAACUGUGAGCUGCUGUGGCUGAGGCGGCUGAUCCGCGGGGACGACAUGGAGACGUGCGCCACUCCCGUCCACCUGGCUGGGCGCUACUUCUGGUCCAUUCCAGAAGAGGAGUUCACCUGUGAGCCUCCGCUCAUCACGCGCCACUCCAACAAGCUGUGGGUGCUGGAGGGCCAGAGGGCCACGCUGAGGUGCCGUGCCAUUGGAGACCCAGAGCCAAUCAUCCACUGGAUCUCUCCUGACGACCGCAUAGUAGCCAACUCCAGCCGUGUGCACUCCUACUACAACGGCACCCUGGACGUGCUGGUGACCCGUGCCCGUGACGAUGGGGCAUACACCUGCAUUGCCAUCAAUGCUGCCGGGGAGGCUACGGCCCUGAUAGACCUGAAGAUCAUCCCCCUCCCUCACCGCGGCAACAACACUGUCCCCCUAACCAGCCCUCGAGGGGACCCUGGGUCAUCAGAUAUCUCCAGUGGGAGAAGAGGGGCAGGCCGGAAGGGUGGUGGAGGGGUGGUGACUGUCAAGAACGCCACAGAGGGAGAGAGUGGAGAUGCCAGUGAGCAUUUGGUGGGGGUCCUGGGAGCGACUGCCACCUCUGCCCAGGUGCGCUGGGUCCUGGGCCGGGCCACUGGGCCAUACCUGGUGUGGAUGUACCAGAUCCAGUACAACUGCACUGCAGACGACGCCCUGGUAUACAGGAUUCUGCCUCCUACAAGCAACGCGUUCCUGCUAAAGAACCUUGUGUCUGGAGCUGACUACAGCCUUUGUGUCCUGGCCAUCUUUGACGACGGGCUGUCCACCCUGGCCACCACCAAGGUCCUGGGUUGCACCCAGUUCAGCACCAAGGAGGACUUCCCAGAGUGCCGUUCCCUGCAGGCACACUUCCUGGGCGGCACACUGACAAUCAUGGUGGGCGGGGUCAUCGUGGUGAUGCUGCUGGUGUUCACCGUGGCGAUGAUGGUGAGGCACCGCGUCUGUGGAGACUGCAGAGACGAGGGUCACUACCCUGCACAUCACCAUGACAACUUCCUGCCCUCCAAGGGAGAAGUGGACGUUUACGCUCAGACCAAUGGGAAUGGGAGAGUGAUGAUGGUGGCUCUGCCCAAAGGCAUUCUUGGCCAAAAGGCUAAGCCCCUGCCAUCGAAAACCAAACCCCAAGCCAAGAACAAGCCCAGGACAACGCUUGACUCUGAUCAGCUCAGUGGAGAGAGAAAGGCUGAGGAGCAGGGCCUGGAGGUGGGCGUGAGGGGGAAAAGAUUCCCCCCUUUCACCCCUGAGAGUGAGAGAGUGACACUGUACUACUCCCCUGCCAACACCUCUCAGACCUUACCCCAUCCCAGAGCUCACAAGGCCCUGAGACACUCAGGCAAGCUCAAGCUGCGCCGCUCUGAGGAGAGAGAGAGAGACUUGGACAAAAUGGUGGGCUCCAGAUGCAGCCUGGACUCUGAGGCCCCGGGGGAGGAGGGGCGGUUGGAUGACUGGAGGAGGGGCGAUCGUCCGCCACUCGGGAGGACACGCAGCUGCUCCUUUGAUGUGGGCGAGAUCACCACAACAACCUGCUACAGCUAUGCCAAGCGACUGAGUGUGAUAUGGACCAGGAGGAGCCAGUCGGUGCACGGCAUGCUGGUCCAGUGCGCCUCAACGGCCAGUUCAGCGAGCAGCAUGGGCAGCGACCAACAGCCCCCUGCUCUCACACAUGGCUACCUGCACGCCUUCAACACCUCCAACUCUAACUCUAACACCAGAGUGGCUGCCAAAGCUGGAAACCUAGAAGAAAGUGUUGUGUAGGGUGGAGAGGAAGAGGAGAGAGGGACAUAAUGGAAACAGACUGAAACUGACAAAAUGGUGGAUGUAAAAGAUAAGCCAUUUGGCUUUAUAGCUAGAAUCCUUAAUUGAAACAAAGCGUUCUCCCUGCCCGUUUCAGCCAAAAAGCUAAAGGAAUGGGUCUGGAUAAAUGUAACCACUCAAAUUCAUAGAGGUAUGGAUGCAAGGACUAACAAUCCAUGAUAUCAAAUGUAUAGUUUUAACCAUGUUUUAAGGCUAUACAGGGUUUGCUUACAUUUAUUUACAAAUAUUGGAGUAAAACAUGCUUAUAUUUUGGGUUUCGAAGGGGUACGACAGUUGAAUUUAGGUUACAGUGCAUUUGUAACGUAUUCAGACCCCCUGACUUACUCCACAUUUUGUUAUAGCCUUACUCUAAAAUCGAUUAAAAAGUAUUUUUCCCUCCUCAAUCUAUAAAACAAUACCCCAAAAUGACAAUGCAAAAACAGGUUUAGAAAUGUGUGCAAGUUCAUUAAAAAUAAACUUAAAUAUCAUAUUUACAUAGGUAUUCAGACCCUUUACUCAGUACUUUGUUACUUUGUUGAAGCAUCUUGGGUAUGGUGCUACAAGCUUGGCACCCCUGUAUUUGGGGAGUGUUUCCCAUUCUUCUCUAGAGAUCCUCUCAAGAUCUGUCAGGUUGGAUGGGGAGCAUCGCUGCACAGCUAUUUUCAGGUCUCUCCAGAGAAGUUCGAUCGGGUUCAAGUCCAGCCUCUGGCUGGGGCACUCAAGGACAUUCAGAGACUUAUCCCGAAGCCACUCCUGCAUUGUCUUGGCUGUGUGCUUAGGGUCAUUGUCCUGUUGGAAGGUGAACCUUUGUCCAAGUCUGAGGUCCUGAGUAGGUUCUCAUCUAGGAUCUCUCAUAAGCAUUUCUCUACACCCACAAUAACAUUUGCUAAACACGUGACAAAUAUAAUUAUUUGUACCUUGGUCCAUUCAUCUUUUCCUCAAACCUGACUAGUCUCCCGGUCCCUGCCACUGAAAAACAGCCCCACAGCAUGAUGCUGCCACCACCACGCUUCAUAGGGAUGGUGCCAGGUUUCCUCCAGAUGUGACGCUUGGCAUUCAGGUCAAAGUGUUCAAUCUUGGUUUCAUCAGACCAGAGAAUCUAGUUUCUCAUGGUCAGAGUUUUUAGGUGGCUUGUGGCUAACUCCAAGCGGGCUGUCAUGCACCUCUUACUCAGGAGUGGAUUCAGUUUGGCCACUACCAUAAAGGACUGAUGGGUGGAGUACUGCAGAGAGGGUUGUCUCCACAGAGGAACUGGAGCUCUGUCUCCGGGUUCUUGGUCACCUCCCUGACCAAGGCCCUUGCUCUAGGAAGAGUCUUGGCUGUUCUACAUUUCUUCCAUUUAAGAAUGGAGACCAGUGUGUUCUUGGGGACCUUCAAUGCUGCAUACAUUUUUUUGUACCCUUCCCCAGAUCUGUCCCUCGACACAAUCCUGUCUCAGAGCUCGACAGACAAUUCCCUUGACCUCAUGGCUUGGUUUUUGCUCAGAUAUGCACUGUCAACUGUGGGACCUUAUAUAGACAGGUGUGUGCCUUUCCAAAUCAUGUCCAAUCAAUUGAAUUAACAGAGGUGGACUCCAAUCAAGUUGUAGAAACAUCAAGGAUGAUGAAUGGAAACCGGAUGCACCUGAGCUCAAUUUCGAGUCUCAUAGCAAAGGGUCUGAAUAUUUCUGUAAAAAAGCUACCUGUUGAUUCAUUCUAAUAAAUGUGCAAAAAUGUCCCAAAAAAAUGGUUUUCCCCCUUUGUCAUUAUGAGGUAUUGUGUGUAGAUUGAUGAGGGGGGAAAAAAUUUAAUCAAUUUCAGAAUGAUUCUUGAAGAAUAUACAGUGGAAUGGGUGUAUAUCAUUUAUUUGGAUUCUUAAUUUCUUAAAAAACAAGGACAUACAUUUAAAAGCACAAAGUGCAUUGCACAAGGAACCGAGCACAUGGUGAAGAAGAUAAGCCACGUACGGUGUGGGCAGAUGGGAGUGAUGACAAGUAUAAAAAAAUGACAGUACAAAAAAGUCUGCUUUAAUGCUGAAAGAGACUGACUACAACCUGAGGCUUCUGUUUCAACAAGAUACAUGAAACAAUUCAUGAAUUACAGUAAAUAAAUCAACCGCUACUCAACAGCAGCACGACUCUACAUUGAAUUGCAAAUCGCCGAGUAGAUCAGUUAUCAAAAUGGAUCAUAUGAAAACUGACAAUCAGAUGCCAGUCAGUGAUCAUGUUUUUGUUUGAGAAGGGCAGGAAGCAGCCUAUCGGCAAACACAGAGGAGUUUGUCUUCGAGCUGAGAGAGGAAGAGAUAUGGGGAGAAAGAGGGGUUGAGAAGGUGACUGGGGGAGGAGCGCUGAGAUAAACCAGUACACAGAGAUAGGCUACAUGUCUAUUGGUGCCAUUUGUCAUAUUAAAUACUACUCUGUAGUGUACAGUCAUACCCACAAAGGCCCUCUGAACUCAAUUAGCAUGAGUUGUGUGAUGGAGUUGGAGAGUGGAUAGUGAGAGAAUGGCAUGCAGCAGUUUCCCCUUUUCUUGCCAGAGGCAAACGGGUGCCCUAUUUCACCCAAUUAAAAAGUGCUGAUUGGUGAAUUCACACAAACACAUUGUGAACUCUGCCCAGCGGUGCUCAAACCACUGACCUGCAGUUCUGCAAUCAACCACUGUUCACAUCAUAGAGGACAGAUAUGUCAUGUUCUGCUGACAAGUCCCAUUAAUAUCAGAUCUGCAGAUCUGUUUGGCUGUGGAUAAAGUUGAACAGUUUAGACCAGUUCAGGAGUUCCCAGUCUCAGAAAUAAUUCUAACGUCUCCAAUUUGUAGGAUAAGAAAAUAAAAUGUUUCAGAGUUCCUUUAGCCAGUCCUGAUUUCAUUUAACCUCGUACCAUCCAACUCAUUCACCACGGUUGGCUGUUCUCUGCCCCUGCAUCUAAAACCCUACCCCAGCUGUGAGACAGCCAGAAAGAAUAGGAUUUUAAGUGAGUGCUUGGACUUUUUCACCUUAGACGUAGAGCCAAGGUUUUCCCAUUCACAUUUACAUUUUACAUUUAAGUCAUUUAGCAGACGCUCUUAUCCAGAGCGACUUACAACAACUAGAUAUUUGAGUAGAAAAACAGGGUGAAUUAAUCUAACAAAAUCUCUUGGACCAACAUUUUAACCCAACCAUUUGAAUAUAAUAAUCACCAAUCUACUCCCCGUUACGCUGAAACACCUCUACCCCAACCACACUCUAUGAUCAGCGGAAAGGAGUGUGUGGGUGAAUGUGUUGCUAGAGAAAGUGGAGAAGACUGACACUCAAUCCAUAUAAAACGACCAACAUUAAUCAAAAUUCCUAAAAGGCACUUUCAUCCACUAUCAGUUGUCUACAUUUUUUAAAACGACCAGAAUUCUGGUGGUUGUUCCUUGAGGGAAGUACUUCCUUUCCUAGAAGCAAAAAGCUGCAAAAGCAAUCAGCAGAUGCAAAGUGGGAAAUAGUGCUGCAAUAUUAAUUUAGCCGGAAAAAACAAUUCUAUUUGUGUGUGAACGAUAAAUAUGGGAGGCAGAAGAGAGGGAGAGCGUGAGGGAGAGAAUGAGCGUUGGAGGGGGUUGAGUAUUAUUCAUGCAAAUGACUCAUGUACAUGCAUGUUUAAGUGGUCAUUAACAGAUUGCUGCAUACAGCAUUAAAAUCCUUGUUUAUCUUCUACCUUGGUCCUACAAAAUGUCUCAUCACUAAACUGCAUAGAGAGGCAGUUUCGGGAGGAGUGGGUGUGGGGUGCUAUGGUGGAGGGGAGCAAAGCAGAGGGGGAUAUAAUGACAGUGAGUAUCACAGCUGUGAAAUCCUUAGAUCCUUAAUGCACGUCCCUAAUUCACUAUCCCACUUCGAAGCAGAGUGCAGCAAAGCCUUCCAAUUCUAAUGACUGAAAAGUAUCCAUGCAUAAUAAUAAAUCAGAUGUGUUCAUCUGAGUGAGAUCUGAAAUAAAGGGAACAAUCUGCAUCCA